Wyeomyia smithii (pitcher-plant mosquito) is the source of this 1843-nucleotide messenger RNA. RefSeq names its product cholesterol 7-desaturase nvd (gene nvd). The record is from RefSeq and is a predicted model, not a curated record. Gene Ontology annotation, molecular function: chlorophyllide a oxygenase activity; 2 iron, 2 sulfur cluster binding. Gene Ontology annotation, cellular component: chloroplast. Lineage: Eukaryota; Metazoa; Arthropoda; Insecta; Diptera; Culicidae. The transcript is spliced from 6 exons. Bases 331 to 1758 code for a protein of 475 amino acids. Gene Ontology annotation, biological process: cholesterol metabolic process; chlorophyll biosynthetic process.
CCUUUCACAGUGUUCGAUCAGAGUUCAAGUCGACCCCAGCCGGAGCAUCCGGAGAGCACCCGCAGUCAGCAGCAAAGGUCACCAAUCGAACCGGUGUCCAUUCCCGUGCUAUCCGUAUUCGGAAAAUUUCAAUUCCAAGCUCACCAGCGCCAAACGGCAGGAUCAUAGGCGGUCCAGAAACCGGUGGUCCAUCAGUCGAGCCGGAACAGUCACUUGGUGUGGUGCCUCAGUGCUCGUGUACUUGUGCUCUAGUUGCAAGUUGUAAAGCUUCGAUUCGAGCUUUCGCUCUAAGUUUGUUAUUAUCUUUCGUGCUCUCUCUUUGGAAUCACGAUGGGAGGAGAAGAGUGUUGCUGCGAUGAUUAUUACGCAGGCGGACAGUUAGUGCAGGCGCCCUCAAGCCUACGCUGGCUUCAGCUGCUAGCUUCGAACGCGACGAAUGGAUUUUUGGAGCAAUCACUUCGGGAUUUCCUCCCUGACGGCGUGGGAGGCCGCGUUGGGAGUUUCUUGGCUCGGUUUCCGCUGUAUCUGCUGGCGCUGGCCGUUUUCAGUUGGUUGUGCUGGAAGUUCUACUACGGUCGUGUAAUCUGGAAAAGGGACCUCACCGACAUUGGCUUCAACCACAUGCUGGACAACGAGCAGAUUGGCAAGAAUGACCGGAGGCGUGCGCACACCGUCAACCGGUUGCGCCGCCUGCGGCGUGUAGGCCAACGUAUUCCACCACCCUUCCCGAACGGGUGGUUCGGCAUACUGGAAUCGGAAGUACUGGCCGUAGGCCAGGCUCGUAGUGUCGAUUGUUUGGGUCAAAACUUUGUCGUUUUCCGUUCGGCCUCCGGGGAGGCCUGCGUGCUGGAUGCCUACUGUCCCCAUUUGGGUGCUAAUCUCGGCGUGGGUGGAACGGUACGUGGCGAUUGUAUCGAGUGUCCCUUCCAUCACUGGACGUUCAGCGGAAAGGAUGGACAGUGUACGAAUAUACCGUACAGCAAGUCGGGUGCGGUACCGAAGGUUGCGAAAGUCAAAAAGUGGCGUUCGCUAGAAGCGAACGGUUUUAUCUUUGUCUGGCAUCACGUCGAUGAAGAGGUGGAACCGUGGCAGUUGCCGAUUGUACCGGAAAUCGAGGAUGGUCGAUGGGUUUACUAUGGGAAGAAUGAGUUUUUGGUGAAUGCACACAUUCAGGAUAUACCGGAGAAUGGGGCGGACGUGGCGCAUCUGUCCGCGGUUCAUGGUCCGAAUAUGCUUUCUGGUAGUGAUAUCCGGUAUUACCGGCCAGCUUGGGCGGAAUUCGGUAUGCACGCAUGGCAGGCGAGUUGGAACGCACCGGAGGAAAGCGAACCGUCGCACAUCGCUCGCAUGGAUUUGAAACACACCUUCCGGUUCUUCAACAAGAUGGAAGUUUGCACCGUGAAUGUUAAGGCGUUCCAGGUUGGGCCAGGCUAUGUACAGCUGAUGAUGCAGACCAGCAUCGGACCGAUGGUGGCACUGCAAACGGUCACCCCGGUCGAGCCACUGGUGCAGAAGGUUAUCCAUCGGUUUUACGCUCCGCGUAAUUUAGGGAACGCAUUCUUUCAGAAGUUUGCCAUCUGGGCGGAGAGUGUUAUGUUUGAGCGAGACAUGAUGAUCUGGAAUCACAAACAAUUCAUCGAGAGUCCUUUGCUGAUUAAGGAGGAUCGAUUGAUCCGGGCGUACCGAAAGUGGUACGGUCAGUUCUACUCGGAGAACAGCACCAGCUACACGAUGGCAAAGGAGAACCUGGAUUGGUGAUUGAAAAUUUUUUGCUUUUCUUCGACUAGGGUAGGAAUCUAGUUGUCUGUGAUUAUCGAAUAAGAACAAAUAUUUUAUUGAAAUA